GAUGCUGUUACACCCAUGUCCAACGGUGACGCUCAUUCACACGCGGAGGCGGAGAAGGCUGUUGAAAUGAACGGUCACAGCAAAGUUCACGUUGAUGGCAUUUCGGAGGAUGAGGGUUUGGUGAAGAUGGAUCACCACAAUCAGGACGGUCACGAGGCGGAGCAGGUAGCUGCCCCAGAAGGUGCAAACGAUGUGCCCGCCGAGGAGGAGGCGGAAGACGAAGUCUUCAAAGGCCACCUCAAUGCCCACGAGCUGACCAAGUCUCCGGUGCAUGAUGCCGCUGAGGUCCCGCAACACACGGGUGAUUCUUUGGUCGAUUGGGACCCACCGCAGGGUCUGCCUCCUCCUACUCACCCUUCUGCCAGAACAGCCAGAAACAGCCUAGCACCAUCGACACAGAAGGCGCAAGUAGAGGGUUACUAUGAGGCCUCCAACGUCACCCUGGGCCCCAACAAGGUCGCCUAUGACAAAUUUCGUACCACUUUUGUGGACGUCGCUUUCCUGCCGGGUGGCGGCGAUAUUCGGCUGGUGGAUGCUGAGUUCUUCAAACGUCUGCGCGCGCGUUACUAUGUUGGUACCACGAUCGCGCCGUCCGCUGACCUGCUGAAGGCUCUCAUCGUGGGGAAGGAAGCCUGGACAGUGCUUGCCAUUAUUGGGCUCAAUCUGAUGGGCGAUGGUGUCCACAGCGCCUGUCGAGCUAGCCUUUGUUUUGACUGGAGACUGGGUUAG
This is a messenger RNA of Dibothriocephalus latus, 729 nucleotides long. The record is from the annotation of a GenBank genome assembly. Lineage: Eukaryota; Metazoa; Platyhelminthes; Cestoda; Diphyllobothriidea; Diphyllobothriidae.